Messenger RNA from Solanum stenotomum, 1163 nucleotides. Its product is annotated as bax inhibitor 1-like. Gene Ontology annotation, cellular component: membrane. Bases 158 to 904 code for a protein of 248 amino acids. The transcript has 6 exons. NCBI's taxonomy places the organism in Eukaryota, Viridiplantae, Streptophyta, Magnoliopsida, Solanales, Solanaceae. The record is from RefSeq and is a predicted model, not a curated record.
AAGCGACCAAUUAUCCGAAAAACAGCACUAUAUAAACGCAUCUGCAACGCCUUACAGGCAGAAGACUUUCGCAUAUCGGUAUAGCAAACAUUUGUGUACGUUCAGAUAAAUAUCCUUUGCUCGUUUCAGUUCCAAAAACUCGAAGAAGAAGAGAAUAAUGGAGGGUUUCACAUCAUUCUUCGACUCGCAAUCUGCCUCUCGCAACCGCUGGAGUUAUGAUUCUCUCAAAAACUUCCGCCAGAUCUCACCUCUCGUUCAAACUCAUCUCAAGCAGGUCUACCUGACGCUAUGCUGUGCUUUAGUGGCAUCAGCUGCUGGGGCUUACCUUCACAUUCUAUGGAAUAUCGGUGGCCUCCUCACAGCAUUGGCUUGCAUGGGAAGCAUGGUGUGGCUUCUGUCAAGUCCUCCUUAUCAAGAGCAAAAAAGGGUGGCUCUUCUGAUGGCAGCUGCACUUUUUGAAGGUGCUUCUAUUGGUCCUCUGAUUGAGCUGGGCAUUAACUUCGAUCCAAGCAUUGUGUUUGGUGCUUUUGUAGGUUGUGCUGUGGUUUUUGGUUGCUUCUCAGCUGCUGCCAUGUUGGCAAGGCGUAGGGAGUACUUGUACCUCGGGGGCCUUCUUUCAUCUGGUGUCUCCCUUCUCUUCUGGUUGCACUUCGCAUCCUCCCUUUUUGGUGGUUCCAUGGCUGUUUUCAAGUUUGAGUUGUAUUUUGGACUCUUGGUGUUUGUGGGCUACAUUGUCUUUGACACCCAAGAAAUUAUCGAGAAGGCUCACUUGGGUGAUAUGGACUACGUUAAGCAUGCUUUGACCCUCUUCACAGAUUUUGUUGCUGUUUUUGUGCGCAUUCUGAUCAUCAUGUUAAAGAACGCAUCGGAGAAAGAAGAGAAGAAGAAGAAGAGGAGAAACUAGAUUUGGUUCUAUGGGCUACUGGGACUCUAACCUGUGUGGUUUUCAUAAUACACUGUGUUCACCUGAAACAAGCAUGUUAAUAGUUUGAUACUAGCUUUAGCAUUGGCUGUGAUACAAUAUCGUGUGACAUGCCAUUAUGGCUGCGAUUGACAUGUAGUCUUUUUAUCUUUUGAAGCUUUUUAACAUUUGAUAAGAGAAGUUCCUUGUUAUAAUAUUGAAGACGGUACUUAAUUUCUUUUUUCAUCUCCUUUCUCUAUUC